Suillus subaureus is the source of this 2058-nucleotide messenger RNA. RefSeq lists its product as uncharacterized. The coding region runs from base 1 to 2058 and encodes 685 amino acids. The record is from RefSeq and is a predicted model, not a curated record. NCBI's taxonomy places the organism in Eukaryota, Fungi, Basidiomycota, Agaricomycetes, Boletales, Suillaceae. The transcript has 6 exons.
AUGGCUUUUGUCACGGGUGGUGCUUCAGCCUACGAUCAGGGACCUAUAUCUCCCGACUCGUGGAAGCGUGCCGUGUACCGGAGUGCUCCUCAGUAUUUCUAUGUUGGAGUCCUCACUCCGGAAAAGCAAGGCGGCAGUUAUAGCUACGGCCUCCGUAUUUGUCCCAUCAAGGACGACAACGCAUCCAUCUCUACUAAUUCAACUUCUUCGAAGGGCUCACAUUCGGAGUAUGACAUCUGGCGAAAAUGGGAGGAUUGCCUCUGGUUUCAAGACAGCCUUGAGGCCGAAUAUGCUCUCAUGGCAAGAGAGAAAAUCACACGUCUAGCCGCAGGCAAAGGAGUGAAAAAGGAUGGCAUGUAUAUCCAGAGUGACCAGGCAGCCUCUUUUGAUUCACUUCCUCCGGGUCCCGAUCCUCACUCCGUCGCCCGUGAUAUUCACCAGCACAUCCUGAAACUGACGAAGAAGGGAACACUAUUCCGCGCGAGCCAAGCUACUGUUGACCAACGGUUCGCCGAGUUUCGUGCCAUGAUAAAUGCGUUUUUUCAAGAAGAUCUUCCGAUGCUCUUGAAAGAGUUGAUGGUUACGAGAACCUUCACUGAUUUCUUCGGCUAUUGGAGACGUGAUCAUGACCUCGCUAUCAAAAUACAGAAAAAUCAGACCCCUCCCGCUACAUCUCGCCAUUCUGUGUCUAGUAGCAUGCUUUCUACUUAUUUUCCUGUUUCAUCUCCGGCAGCAUCAGACGUUGUACCCUCUUCCACAUCUGUGAACGAGUCACACAAGAAGUUUCCCAGACGAGGCUCAGGCACUUCGGACUCGUUGUCAUCGGGGAUUUCCCUGAAAGACCAGCCAACUGCCCGCCCACGGGUGAAUGAUCACUCUAGCUUAACGAUAUCCCUGCCGUCACGUGGCUCGAAAUCCACCAUAUCUUCCUCUUCUUCGUCUUCCUUGAACUCUCCAUCUCCCGUCACGUCGCGUCGAUCUUCCAACCGUUCGCCAGCGGUUGUCACGCAUGAAGCUCCAAUCAAAUUUGGACAUAACCCACAGCAUACACCUGUCGGAUACGCGUCAGAGCGUCGAGCAUCGAUACUCCAAGUCCUCCCAGAGGACCAGGAGGUUGAGAUUGAAAAGGCUGUAUCUGCGGAUUACGCGCAGAUGCGAAGGGUAAAUAGGACUGCUAGGGUCCUUGGCCCCCCUGCUUCUGAAUUAUAUGAUGAUGCUGAACUUCCUUCGGAUGCACCAUCCUAUGCUAGGUGCUCCUGGCGGUCAACCAACUCUGUUUCGCCCUCUCGUGCUGCAGCCUACCUUGCCGAGCUCAAUGUUGACUUUACGCUUCCACAUCCUCACCCGGAACGUGCGCACCGCCCCCGUGCCUCGAUGUGUAGUGUGGCAUCAUACAGGACUGACGCCUCUGCUGAUGCGAUCAUUCCUCGAUCUACUUAUACUCAGUCUUCGCCUUCUGCUGGGACCCGACAAUAUCGUCAUUCCGUGCCUUUCCAGGAUGAAGAAGAGUGGGUAGAACGCGAACCAUGGGCUGAUGAAUCGGCUUACGGACAGGACGAUCUCCUUGACGCCUAUUUCAAUGACGCGAUACCACCGACAUCACCUACCGAAGAUAGCCUCUUCUCUUCACAGCAGUAUGACUCGUACCCAACAUCGGCGUACCCCGCGCGACGGGCAUCUGUAACCACAUCCAUAUCUAGCGGAUCAACGGGAUGUAGCGACGGAUCAGCCAUUUCCAUCAAAGCAUUGCAUGAGAACAAUAUUAUUAUGCUUCGCGUUCCGCAGGCCUUGUGCUUCACUGAGGUUCGUCAACGACUUUACGACAAAUUUGUACGGCAAGAAGGCGUGCCACUUUCAGAGAGCUUUGUGGUGGCCAUCCUCGUUCCCCCUCCAGUCAUAGAGAAAUCUGGGGGUCGUCAUUACGCUGCUUCGUUCUCCUCUAUGGCCGAUAAGGAUAGUGUUGUUCUGCACUUCGUAAAGUCUAACGAUGACUGGGACCGGGCGAUAUCCAAGUAUGGAAACAAGGUCCUUCUGCGUGUUAUUGGCAGCCACGCCUAG